AUGUUACUCCUCGUACUCAUACUCGCCCUCCUGAUCAUCGCACCUGCUGAAGAAUAUGGACGGUUCGCGCCGUUCCUCGUCUUGAAUUUCGCCGUUCUUCGAGACCCGGAACAUGUGAAGAAGGCCAUGCAAGCAUGUAGGCCAGCCAUCACAAGGAGGAAUAUGCACGAAGUAAUUGUACUCUCUCGCAAAGACCUUGAGAAGAAGUAUGACGACGCCGCUGCCCACUUGCAAGACAUCAGCUUUGAGCGUGGCGUGACAACAUGCAAGUAUAUGGAAGGCAGCUCGCUGGCCACCAUGACCAACCUGUAUACCGAUAUCUUGUCGCGUAACAUGAACGAUAAGAUGUUUCAAAUCAGCAGCUGGACCCAGAUAGAAGACGUCUGGUCGUUCCUCGAGCAAGUCCUUACAAGGUGCUCUGUGGAAUUGCUCUUUGGCUCCGCCAUCCUCAAGCAGUAUCCUGGCCUCAUAAAAGACUACUGGAAGUUCGAAGAAGCUAUCCAAGGCUUCCUAUCAACAGAUGAUUUGUUCAGGACCCCACCUUACAAAGAGUCGCUCGACCGGCUAUGGCAGGGCGUCGAAAAGUGGCUGAAAGUCAAUCACAGUGGCACCGAGUUCGCGAAGACUGGACCUAACGACGCAGAUCUGGAUGAGCAUAGGGGUUCGAAGUUCAUUCAAGAACUUGAUGAUAUGAUUGCGAGCAGCCAGCUACCUUCUGAGGCAAGAACCGCGGAGAUGUUAGACGUAUUGCACUACUCGAAUGUGGAACUGGUCCCUUGCGCCAUUUGGACCACGAUCGAAUCGCUACGCAAACCAUACCUAGCCGAACAAAUCACUGCGAUGGCCUCCGCAGGCAAGCCGACAAAAGCUGCCGCGUAUGAUGUGAAUAGGAUUCUAGCUAGGCCCCUCUUCCAGUCUCUGCAGGCAGAAGUUAGCCGUCUCCGCGUGGCAAAGUAUAGGAUAUCUAUCCCAAGGGCUGAUGUUGCCCUUGACAGCGAGUGGAUACUGCCCAAAGAUUGCAAUGGAAUUUCGUUUUCGCGAGAUUUCGCACUGAACACGAAAGUGUGGGCAAAGGUGCGGCCACGCACCGUCGAAAAACCACUGGAGGAAUUCUGGGCUGAGCGCUUCUUGAUCCCUGAGAAAGACACUUCACGGGCACAGGGUCAGCGAAAGAGCCGCGGUAGUAUGAAUGAGGCGAGAUUCGACGCGCAAGAUCUCGAGCUGCUGCUCCCUGCAAUCGGUGACAAGAUGGCGUUCGACCUCGCUAGCCAUUAUUCCAGAGCCAUGCAAGCAGCGACUAUAGCUGUUCUAUUCAACGAGUUCGAGAUACAGCUAUGCGAUCCGGAUUUGAUCGAUGCAGCGAUGCCUGAGUUGCGGGAGUCGGCUUUUGGACUGGUGCGGCCGAAGGAGAAAAUAGCCGUGCGCAUACGCAAACGCAAAGCUAGCAAGGAGCAGUGA
Alternaria viburni is the source of this 1458-nucleotide messenger RNA. RefSeq lists its product as uncharacterized. Gene Ontology annotation, molecular function: steroid hydroxylase activity; heme binding; oxidoreductase activity, acting on paired donors, with incorporation or reduction of molecular oxygen. The coding region runs from base 1 to 1458 and encodes 485 amino acids. The record is from RefSeq and is a predicted model, not a curated record. Lineage: Eukaryota; Fungi; Ascomycota; Dothideomycetes; Pleosporales; Pleosporaceae. The transcript is spliced from 3 exons.